Molecule: messenger RNA, 4551 nt
Organism: Anoplophora glabripennis (Asian longhorned beetle)
Lineage: Eukaryota; Metazoa; Arthropoda; Insecta; Coleoptera; Cerambycidae
Product: serine/threonine-protein kinase ATR-like
Exons: 14
Biological process (GO): DNA damage checkpoint signaling; telomere maintenance; protein phosphorylation
Cellular component (GO): nucleus
Molecular function (GO): protein binding; protein serine/threonine kinase activity
Source: RefSeq, a predicted model, not a curated record
UAGUAUAACAAAAUUUUUAGAUUUUUUUGAAAAUAUUACAGAUAUGUUAUUACAAAUCAUAAUGGAAUUUAAAAAAAUCGAGAAAAGUAAAAGUUUAUAUUUUUUUGAAGAAAAAGAAAUCUUGUUAUAUUUUCUUAUAAAAUACAAUGCUCACUGUAAUAAUUGUGGUAGUACAGAGGUUAAACCUGAACGAUGUCUAAGAUUUUUCAUAAACUUAAUCCUUAUUUCAAAUUCAAAAAAUGUUGAUAUUAUAUUUCAUUUUUUGGCCUUUCCUCUGCUCUAUCCUUCUUGUUAUAAAAAUAUUAAUGAACUCCCUGAAAACUUUAUCGGAAUGGGGGCACUGAGUGAAAUUAAAAGAGGAAUUAAAUUAUUCUAUUCCUCUUUAUCCACACAAAAUGUGGACAAGAAUAUUUCUCUUCAGCACAUAAAUGAACUUUUUAUUGUUAUGUCGAGCAGUUUAUUGAUCUUGAACACCUCACAAGUUCAACAAAUCGAGAAGUUAUAUAUGAAAAUUUGUACAAAUGUCAUAGAAUCGAACAAUGAAGAACUUAUACUGUUGAUAAUUGAAGCAGUGCCACAUCUCCUCAAUGUAUUCAAAGAUGUGGAAAACUUAAUUUUAAAUAUUUUCAAGCCAAUUUUUUUUAUGUCUCAUAAAACAAUCCAGGAAAAGUCAAUGAAUAUAGUGCCAAAUAUUUUGUGUUGUUUAUCAUCCGACUUCCUAAACGUUCUAAAGUGGAAUAAUACUGAAAAUAAACUUACUAUAAAAAUAUGCUGCGUCAAAUGUGAUUUAAAAAACGAGGAUGUUGAUAAUUUUGUAAAACCAAGAUUCGGUGAAGAUGCAGUCGGAAUUACCUUCCAAAAAAUUCAAUUUGAACCUUCUCUUUCAAAUUUUUUGCUGAAACCCACUCUAACAGUUUUUACAACUGGUACAGCAGAUAUAAAGAUGGCAGCUUUAGAAGCACUACCAUAUUUUUCUAGUCAUGUCUUACAAUUCCAUUUUGCAAGCGUUGCAAAGAUUUGGAUAGAACUUGCUGGAGACCAAAACAAGAAAGUGCGUGAGAAAUUUGCUGAUGUGGUUUAUUUAACUGUUGGACAUGAACAGGAAAAUUCCAUAUUAUCUCAAGACACUAAAAAAGACAUUCUGGAAAUAGUAUUUAACAAACUUCUCAGUUUAACAAAAAAAUCAUUACAAUUUUCCGAUUACGUGUUACAAGAUACCCUGUUAAGAACAAUGGAAGAAAUUUCGAUGAUGAAACAUGAAACCAUUAUGGUGGAAUCUAUGACAAUUUUAAUAUAUUUCAUUAUGAUUCCCACGUCAAAAUAUUCGUUGCUUGCUGUAAAUAAAUGUUUCAAGUUGGCCAAAGCGAAUGAAAUGACCACCACUUCGAUCUACAGCCAAAACAAAAAAGAGCUGUGUAAGGUUAUUGUUCAUCUCAGUUCUGUAAAUCAAGUUCUUAUUAACUAUACCCUGGUGAAUUCUUUAGAAAAAGUUUCGCUCAUGUUGGGGUUCUACAGCCCCAAAGAUUUUUUAAAUCAAGAGAGUAAUUACCUUCUACCAUUUUUUAUUGCUAAAACAAUUAAAAUGCCUGCAGUCACAAAGUUAAUACAAGAGAUGGCCUUGUUAAUGGAGUUAGAUGUGUCGGAGAUGUUAUCUUGCAAGUAUGGUUAUAUUUUCAUCUACAUAUUUCUGGAGGAACUGCCAAAGGAUGAUUUUAAGCAGUGUAUGCUUUUUUUGGAAAAAACAACUGGGAUGAGUGGGUCCGCUUUAAGGAAAAGGAACUUCAGGAUCAUUUUAAAUGAGCUACUCCUGAACUUUCACGAAAAAAGGGAUAGGGUCAUACUAGCCUUAACCAUCCUGACUGAUGAAGACAAAGAGAAUAAAUCGAAUUCGAUUCCCGAUUACCUUCAACCGCACUUCCUCGGAAUUUUGUUGUACUUUGAUGUUAGACUGAUUUCGAGGAAUUCAAAGAAAGAGGGGUUUUUACAAAGUUUAGCGGACUUAUUUAAAUUUAUGGGUCCCAAACAUAUCAUGCCGUUACGUUUUAAGAUAAUCGCAAUGCUUCAGACGAUAAAAUAUGAAAAUUAUCCGCAUUUAAUAUGUGAAGUGUGGAACUCUUUCAUACGCUCCUGCGAGAUUGAAUCUCUAGGGCCGCAGUUGGCUACGAUAUUUGUUUCUAUGCAGCCGUUAUUGGACCAUUGCCCUAGAGAGACAAAUGCUAUUUUCAAAUAUCUCAUUAUAGAAAAGGAAGCUUAUACAAGGGACUACAUUUCCGAUUUAUUUUUUGUGAAUAAUGCAAAUGUGGAUCAUGACGUAUCUAACGUGAUAAAAAACGCUUUGCAACCCUUAGAAGAUUUUAAUUUGAAACAGAAAAUUCAAGCAUUUUUAAAAUACUUGUCACAUGAGGCCAUGGAGGUAAGACUACAGGGCUUGAAACAAUUAAAAAACUAUCUGGUUCAGAGCAGAGAAGAAUUAGACCAGAUGAUAUUGGACUAUAACGGCAUUGACGAUAUGAUUGUAGAACUUAUCGACACGUUAACAUUAGGUUGUCGGGAAAAAGACGAGGCUUUAAAAUUGGCAUGCGGAGAGGUAUUUGGCGAGCUAGGCGCAAUAGAACCAAGUCAUUUACCACGAAGAUACACUCAAGAAACCGACAAAUCAUUCUCUUUCUUUAUGAACGAGGACAGUUUUAUCAUAAACCUGCUAAAUGAAUUAAUAAGGGCACUGCAAACAGAGAAGAAUACUCAGAACAUGGAUAGAUAUGCCCUAGCUAUACAGGAGAUAUUAAAAGAUUACGACAUUUCUUCCGAUCAAUCUAGCAGUAAAUAUUAUCUUUGGGAGCAAUUUCCCGAAUCGCACAAAGAAGUAAUGUUGCCAUUACUAAGCUCUAGGUAUAUGAUAGCCCAACCGAUCGUAAAUAACAAUUUUCCAGUUCCUAUCUAUGGUUCCAAUGUAGGUGCAUCUUUCCAGUCUUGGUUAUACAACUGGACAUGCAGCCUAUUAUCCUCACUCCCAAAUGAAAGAAAGCAACUUUUGACAGUUUGUUUACCUAGUAUGAAACAAAGCAAGCGUAUUCUGAUGAACUUUCUACCACACAUUCUAUUACAUGCUUUAUUAGAAGGACCUGAUGAUAUCGGUGAUAAAUCUUUUGUAGAGUUUCAAACCGUUACCAAUUCCUUUACAAAGAAACGAAAAUUGGAUGAGACCGUUCUUGGUUUAAGACCAUUGAAAAUUCCAGGAGUGUCAGUUGAACCUCAAAUUGUAACUCCCGAAGAAGUAAAACAGAUGCAAUGCACAAAAGUUGUGUUCUUACUGUUAGACUUUUUGGACCGUUGGUUAAGGGAGUGGCAGUGGCAAAAGGGCCUAGAAGGAAUUACUAAUGAAUUUUAUAAAAAAAUUAAGAACUUUCAACUCAGACUUUGCAAACUUCAGCUGGCAAAAUGCAAUUAUCAUUGCGGGGAAUAUCCUAGAGCUUUAAUGUACCUUGAAGAUUACAUAACGGAGAAUAACACGGAAAUAAACAACCAUCUCUCAUUUUUCGCAGAGAUUUAUGCUCAACUCGAUGAAUUAGAUGGGGUAGCUGGUGUGAGCGCACUACAACAAAAUGAACCGUCCAUCGAACAAAAAAUUCUAGCAUUAGAAGUUUCUGGAAAGUUAGCGGAUGCAAUAACUUGUUACGAAAGAAUAUUAGAACCGAAAAUACAUCACAUUCAAGGUUUAGUGCAGUGCUAUUUGGACUUGGACAACGUGAAUACUGCUUUAAAUUUUGUGAAAGGCGCUCAAAACAACCAACUAGAAUUCGGAAACAUGUUGCUAGAAAUGCAAGCCGAACCUUUAUGGCGUUUGGGAGAAUAUGACGAACUCGAUGGUCUGUUGAGGAAACCAGAACUUAUUAGGAACAAAAGUUGGGGUGUACAAGUAGGACAGGCCUUGCUAUAUUUAAAGAAUGGAAAUCGAGACGAAUUUAAAAACACGCUGGAUGGUCUAUUAAAAUCCCAAGUGGAAUCGUUUGGCGCUGCUAGCUUGGAAGUUGGUGCUUACCAGCACGGGUACAGUUGUAUAUCUAAGUUACAUGCCUUAAACGAGCUUCGGCAAGUUGAAAAUACGCUCUCCGAAUUAUUCUUGAAACCUAACGAUAAUACAUAUACGAAAAAUGUAAUGAUGAAAUUGACGGAUGAAUGGAUGUUACGAAUCAAGGUUGUACAGGAAUCUGUUAGAGUUGUAGAGCCGCUGCUAUGCAUGAGGCGGGUUUCUUUGAACCUCGCCAAGAAAAUCGCAGAGGAAAGAGUUCCCCAAGCGAUUCCCUUUCUAAAUUCUCUUAUAGGGGAGCAUUGGCUACUUAGUGCUAAAACUGCAAGGGCUGCAGGGAUGCACCAACAAGCUUACACGUACACAGUAAAGGCCGAAGAGUACGCUCCUCCUACUUUAUUCGUAGAAAAAGCUAAAUUACACUGGUUGAGGGAAGAACACGAACAAGCCUUAACUACGUUGAUCAGAGGCCUAGAAAGUUUUUCAACAGGCAGAAAUUUUGCUGAUCUAACCAUGGAUGAAAC